This is a messenger RNA of Benincasa hispida (wax gourd), 1191 nucleotides long. RefSeq lists its product as uncharacterized. The record is from RefSeq and is a predicted model, not a curated record. Lineage: Eukaryota; Viridiplantae; Streptophyta; Magnoliopsida; Cucurbitales; Cucurbitaceae.
AUUCUGUUUUCUUUUUCCUCUGUUUCUCCUCGACGCUUCUUCCCGGCUUCUUUCCUCCGCGCUUAAGUACAAGAAUCGUUCGUCUGCAACUUCCACAGUCCACUCAAAUUCAAAUUCAAAUUCAAAUUCAAAAUCAAUCAGAUCUCGGAUCUUUUAUACUGUAAUCCAUAUUCGUAUCUGUUGAUUGUACCGCUUUAAUUACAAGGAGAGAAAGAAAGAUCGAGAAGGAUCUUUCUGAACUCUUUCUUUCCCGGCGCCAGUUGUUCAACCUCUUCCUGUAAAUUCAAACUCAUCUCCCUUAAUUUCUUUCUUCAAUGGAAUUGGCGGACAAUCCAAAGCCAGUUAUAAUAAGUUCUGACGAAGUGAAUAAUAAUGGGUUAGAAAAAACAGCGGUUUCCGAUCAGUACAAAACAAAAUCCGAUAGCUUCAUCGUCGAUAUGGACAAUUUUUCCAACAAGGAAAUUUCUCACAAUUUAAGAAUUACAAGGAAUUUUAGCAGAAAAGGAAUGAUACGUGGUGGAAAUAAGAUGGGGCAAGAUCAUGGUGAUGAUGAUGAUGCAGGAGAGUCCAUCUCCCCAGUAGGAGGAGGGUCGAGCAUGCUCGAAAAGCAGGCGGUGGUGGGCAUAGAAGAAUUGGGCGGUGGUGGAAACGGCGGUGGCGGCGGCGCACUGAGCCAUGAGAUAGUGAUUAGUACGACCCACAGCAGCGGCGGCGCGGAAAGGCUGAGCUUUAGAAGAAACAGCCUCAAGCGGUCUCCACAAUCUUGCAGCUGGUACUUGGACCCCAGGAAGAUUUUCUUGUUCUGCGCCACACUGUCGUGCGUGGGAACUAUGUUGCUGAUAUAUUUGGCAUUUUCAUAUGGGAUGCUCAAAGUAGAAGAAAACGAGUUAGAUUCAUAGAGAUCGAUAGUCCAAACUGUUAGAUGACAAUUUUUUUUUUUUGGUGAUAUAUGUACAGUUUAGUGCAGUAAAUAUAUGUUGAAAUUGUGAGAUGGAUUAACAAAUAGGGGCAGUUGUAGCCUGCAGGCAGGCGUAGAGAAUGUAGGGAAAAGUAAGUUUAGUUUGAAAUUAGUCUUAAUUAGAGGAGAUCAUUUUAUAUUAGUGUGUAUAUAUAUGCAUUAAUCUGAACCAACUCGGCCCUUCUGCGGUAUAUUUUUCUUUAUUCUACUCGUAACUAUAGAUUAUAGAUCUG